Messenger RNA from Mitosporidium daphniae, 623 nucleotides. Its product is annotated as DNA polymerase. Gene Ontology annotation, cellular component: epsilon DNA polymerase complex. The transcript has a single exon. The record is from RefSeq and is a predicted model, not a curated record. Gene Ontology annotation, molecular function: single-stranded DNA 3'-5' DNA exonuclease activity; DNA-directed DNA polymerase activity; DNA binding. The annotation marks the transcript as partial. Lineage: Eukaryota; Fungi; Microsporidia. Gene Ontology annotation, biological process: base-excision repair, gap-filling; leading strand elongation; mitotic cell cycle.
GUAAGCCCAUCAACGAAAAUAGUUUAUUAUUUUGUAGGUGUACGAGUUGGGAUAUGGUAUAAUGUCUGGAUAACUCCGCAAACGGCAGAAAUGUCUGAGAAACUACAUGUAGUUCCAAUGGAGAACCAACCAAUUAGGCCUGAUCCUGUGAUACUGGCCUUUGACAUAGAAACUACAAAGCAGCCUCUUAGGUUUCCAACUGCGGUCUCAGAUGUCGUUAUGAUGAUUUCAUAUGUUAUUGAUGGGAGUGGAUAUCUCAUUGUUAAUAGACAAGUCGUUUCCGAAGAUAUCCCCGACUUUGAAUACUCUCCUAAGCCAGAGUUUCAAGGUCUUUUUCAAAUAUCAAAUGUUCCCGAUGAACGUCUGCUACUAGAGAGGUUUAUUGCGCACAUACAGCAAUCGCGUCCCACGAUUAUUGUUUCAUAUAAUGGCGAUUUUUUCGAUUGGCCCUUUAUCGAGGCUAGAUGUGCUGCAAAUAAUCUAGAUUUUUCCGCACUGCUGGGCGUAUAUAGACACGGCCCUGCAGCAUCUUCCGAACAAAUAUCUGAAUUUCAAAAUGAAAAUGAGGAUUCAGCAAAAAAAGGAUCGCUUGCCUUUUAUUCGAGUUCUUGGGCCACACACAU